Molecule: messenger RNA, 17262 nt
Organism: Cotesia congregata
Lineage: Eukaryota; Metazoa; Arthropoda; Insecta; Hymenoptera; Braconidae
Source: the annotation of a GenBank genome assembly
GUUGUGCAAGUGUCGAACGGAUUUGAAGAGGCAUUCGAAAAGCGUGUGGAUCUCUACCACGUAGUCUCUCCUCAUCUCAUCCGAGACACGAGUUUUUUGCAGAAUAAUGACGUAGUAGACAUAACAAUGGCACUAAAAGAUUCAAAUUCUAGUAAGCGUAAGCAAGCGGAGGUACUACAGUACAGCGAAGGAUUACCACGCAUAUUACCGAAUCUGUUGGGGAUUACGGGGAGGAGCCGUGGCCUCCCCAAACCGAAUUAUUUUCCGUUGUUGCCUCCAAUAAGUCCAGCUGACGCGAAAAGGUUUUGCCGAAUAACAGGUAAGUCAUACGGACUGCCGACACAUCAUUACAUUCCGGUUUUGUUGGGUGUGCACAAAACAGACAAGUCCAAAUGCCGGGUCACGAACAAUAACUCUGGAGUUCAUCACCAAUUCACAGCCGGGUUGAUCCUGGGAGGAGACAAGAGAAAACAUGUGGUCGUGAAGGACUUUAGAUACGUUUUUCCAGUUCUGGAGGGCGACGGAGAGCAGCAGAAAGCUUUGAGAGAACUUUUGAGCACGAAAGAGCCUCUGGAUGACAGCGAGGAGAAUUUGAAGUUCGUUUAUACCGUCAAUGAGCGGCGUACUAGCUUGGUGUUUCCGGCACAAUUGGAAGCAGCGGUGAGGGAUGGAGAUGUCAAGGACGUGAUGCUGUCCCGGGACUGUGAUACUGUUUUGCUGAGGCUGAAGCAGGGGAAGAAUUUGGCUGUUGAUUUCAGAGACUUUGACAGUAGUUUGGAGAGUCUUUACGACGGGUUGGGCCCGAGGGAGGACAUUUUGAAGGAGAGAGAGAGACUGGAAGCUGCCGCGAGGAAGCGCAAGAAGAAAAAAGCCAGCGGGCUGAACUACGCCAAGAAAAUAUUCGAAGACAAAGAGAAGGCUGAUGAAGCCGAGGAGGUCAAGAGCAAGAAGAUCAAGUUGAAGAUCAUCAAGGAGGAGCUCAAGGAGGAAGUCACUUGGAAGCACGUUGAUUUGGAUCUCACGAGAGAAGGGAGGAGUCAGGUGACUUCUAUUUUGAAUCAGGAAAGCUUGAACUACUCGGUCACGACUUCCUGCAACCUUGAAUCUCUUGUCAGCAGUUCUGAAGCUAAAGGACUGCCUGUUGUUGAUAAAUUGCCAAAAGCGGUUAAAAUUCACGCUGAAAGGGUUGACAUUGAAGCUUCGGCUUUUGGAGUCGUCACUUCUCCAAUUUCUGAAGAAACUGGAGGACUGGAGGCUGUUGCAAUCAUCAAGCCUCUGACGCCUUUGAACGUGGAACCAGAUCCUCAGAUCCGAGAAGCGUUGCUCGGAUUAACUGCAGAAGAAUUGGAGGAGGCGGCUGAUGUUAAAGAUAAAUUUUUGAACCCCGGGAAAGAAGCGCUGGAAGUCUUGCCGAGUGUUGAAGAAAUUUCCAAGCUUGUAGAGAAUCUCGCGAAAGGUCAGAAGCAUGAAUUACACAAGGUUAAGGGCUUGAAGAUUGAUAUCGAGUCUGCGCAGAGAUUUGUUACGGGAAAAACUGUUGAAACGCCCAGCGGCCCGGUUUUCGUACCGGGACAGACUCUGCAGACUCCGAAAGGACGAGCUUUUGUUCCAGGCUUCACGGUUAGCACUCCAAAUGGUCCAGUUUUGAUUCCCGGGGAAAUAGUUUCGGUGAAAAAAGAUACUAAGGAGACUCCUGUGUUUGUUGUAGGACAAACGCUGGAGACAAAGAACGGGAUUAAGUUUGUUCAAGGACAAACUAUGCACACUAGUGAAGGAGCUAAAUUCGUGGAAGGCCAAACUGUGUUCACGGAAGAGGGUCCCAAGUUUGUUGCGGGCCAUUCUGUGUCGCAAGAUCACUUUGUCGCGGGACAAACGAUUGUCACUGAAUCGGGAGCUCAGUUUAUGCCUGGACAAACAAUAACUAAUGAACUUGGCGAGCAUAUUUUUGUUCCCGGGCAGAGUGUCAAGUUUGAGGAAGUUUGGAAGUUUGUUCCUGGACAAUGCAUGAUUUUAGAAACUGGACAACCGGCGUUUGUUCCCGGAAAAACGAUGCAGACUUCUGAAGGAAUGAAAUUCGUACCCGGGCAGAAUGUGACUGGUAAAUCUGGGGAAGAACAAUUUGUGCCUGGAGUGACUUUGGAAUCAAAGGAAGGCCCUAAAUUUGUUCCCGGAACGACUUUGGACACUCCUCAAGGUCCUAAGUUUGUCCAAGGAAUGGUUAUGAAGACUCCUGAAGGCGAGAAGUUUGUCCCAGGGUCAACAGUAAUCGGUGAAGGGGACAGCUUUGAGUUCGCGGCUGCAAACAGUCUCAAAGAAGUGACAUUCUUGGAAGCUGGACCCGUGGGAAUUCCAGUGGAUCCCAAAACUGCUACUGCGGUGUCUUCGCAGCAGCAAGAGAUUUUUGGACACAUGGUCCAGACCGAGCAUGGAGUCGAGUUCAUCCCUCAGUCGCAGGAAAUUCCAGAGGGGAAACGAAUCGUUCCUGGUCAGCUGGUUCGUGGGGGGAAGGAAGGACCAAGGUUUGUUCCUGGAAUGAUGUCGGAAGAAGGAUUUUUGCCGGGGCAAAUAGUGAUCACGGAGAAGGGAGAUCAGUUUGUACCAGGACAAGUCGUAGAGACGAGCACGGGGCCUAAGUUUGUACCCGGAAGAAUGGUAGAAACCAGAACUGGCCCGAAGUUUGUUCCUGGACAAACAAUGGAAACAGAAGAAGGUCCUCGGUUUGUUCCGGGGCAGAUAGUCCAGACAAAAGUCGGCCCUACGUUUAUUCCCGGACAAGUUAUAUCCACUGAGAACAAAGGCUCUCGCUUCGUGCCUGGCCAGGUUGUGGACACUCCAGACGGGCCAAGAUUCGUCCCAGGAAGAGUCGUGGAGUCCGGAGAGCUGGGAGUGACCUUUGUUCCCGGACAAAUCGUCCAAACUGAAGAAGGACCUAGAUUUGUAGCUCCAGACCUGAUGGACACCCCAGAGGGAGAACUGGAGUUCUCUGUUCAAGGUUUCGAAGUGACUCCCGAAGAGUUGGCGCUUCUUCGCCCCAAUCACUUACAGUACAACGCGACCUCUAAGAACCACCACGAACCCAUGAGCAUCGACGCGCGAAUGCUGAGACAGCUGUCCGAGGCUGGAAUGUCUCUAGGGAGGAAAAUAUCUGCUAUUGUACCGAAUGUCAACGUCGACGUUGAUCCCACAGCAGUUGCUCUUGAAAACGCUCUUGUGAUUGCAGAAAAACUUGGCCUCAGAGGCGAUGCUGCGGUUAAGAUGGCCCAAAUAGUUUCGACGGUUUCCCAUCUGGCGACAAACAUCGUCAACGAGUACCAGAACAGCGACAAGCCUAAUUUUGAAAGUUUCAACAUUGGACACGAUUCAAAACUCCUAACCAACGGAGUUCACCACCAUCAAAACGGCCACUCAGAAGACGAGGAAUGGCUUCACGAGGCAGUAAAAGGCGCAAUUGCAACUGCGAUUCUCGCAAUUACCGACCUUGAAGAUCCUGCAAGUGAUGAAAAGUCCUACGUGUUGUCUUCAAUCAGCGAAGCCUUCAACGUGUUUCUUCGGCAAGGUUCUUCGUCGAUAGAACACUCGGUCGAGCAGGUUCUGAAAAUCCUGACAGUUCCCCAAAGCAGAACCGCCUUGUGCCAGACAGCAGUUAUUGAUCUCCUGGAGUCGACCAGUAACAAAGUAGACCUUCUGAAGUCCACAAUUGUCCGGCAGUCUUUGAAAAGCGACACUGUUCUGGAGCGUCUUUCAGCUGUGCUGGAAGAAGAACACGGAAGUGACCUGGUAGGUUCAGCUUUUCGCGCCGUUUCGAAAGACGAUCCAGAAUUGGUGUCCCGGGUUUUGGAAAAAGUGUCCAGAGAAGUCGCGGGGGUCGCUACUGAACGCGAAGCCGCAGAAACGGUCCACAAAGCGAUCGUCCACGCAGUUCGCGAGUCCAGCGAGCUCCAAGUUAAGGAACUGCUGAACGACGGCUACGACGGCAACAACAAUAACAGUGACAAUUUGAGAGAACUGAUCCUCCAAGCAGUUGGAUUGGCGCGUGCUUUGGGGAUGUCAUCAACAGCGAGCAGCCUGCUGACUGUGAUAAGCGAUGAGAAGUCCUCCAAGCUCUUGGCCAAUGACAGAGUCACUCUGGACAUCUUAAAACGCUUGACGGUGAUGCGAAAGCUGGCUGAGGAGAGGCCACAGUUUAUCGCGGCUCUAAGGGACCUGACCAGCGACCCGGACAUGGCGAGAUCUGACCCUCAUUUGAGGACCCUGGUCCGAGAAAGCGCGGCCUUGAUGAUCGUUCCAGAAGACGCUCCUCUUCAGUCGUCCGUUGACGUGCCCACGGCUCUGCUGAACGCGGAGAACAGCCUGGCGAUUGAAGACUUCUUGAUAAGGAAGAGCCAUCGCCCUUCGACGAUUUUUAUGAUCUUGAAGCACGGACUCCAGGCUGUCGUCCCAAGAGAGGCUUCUCGCGCUGUUCUGACCGGGCAAGUCGCCUACACGGUGUUGGACGAAAACGGAAUCACUCAUUUCGAGCCCCUGCAUGUCUUCAACGCUCUGAGACUCAACAAACCCACGGCUCACAGGUUCUCGAUGUACGCCUGUCCCGUCGCGGGGGAGGACGACUUCGAGCUUGAGUCGGUCGCUUCUUUUGGGAACUUUAAUGGGAAUCCCUACACUGACUCGGUUAGUAGCCUUUCGUCAGCUAACGGGCGGUACUAUUCUUCCCAGGAUUGCUCCAGUGGGGUCACGCUGACGAGAUCCGACAGGACGCUGGAAAACUCUGUCAGUCGGGAAAACACCCCCUGCUUUAGACGGCUUAGUUGUCGCUACCUAGAUGACAGGGGCACGCUGGACAACUUUAUUGUUGUCAAGGACCAUGUCUCCGAGGAGGACGCCGGGUUUGCUGUGAAGAUCGGGGAGAUUGUCGAGGCGAUUGAGUUCUCUGAAGAUCUCAAUAAACGGAAAAAAAUGGACCCGGAUUUGGAGAUAGGCGAAGUAGGCGCCUGCUUAGAUAGCUCUGCAGCCAGACACAAACUGUCAGUCAGACCUAAAAGAAGACACGUCGACCCGCGAUCUCGUGUCAUCACCAGGUCUAAUUCCGAUUCAAAUAUUAGAGCACUUGUAAAAAAAGUUGAUGGAAAACAAGGAUGGCUGCCGAUGUCAAUUUUAAUGCAGACAGCUUUGAGUGAAGACAGUUCAACGAUUACUAGUCAUCGACCAGAAGAUUCACAGUAUCGUCGAGAAGCUGUCGUAAAAGAACUGGUGGAAACAGAAGAAGAAUUCGGCAGAGAUCUCCAGCAAGUGGUUGAGCGGUACUUGAAGCCGCUUGACAAUGCCGACGUACCAAGAAACGUCCGUGAUAACAAAGAAAUAAUCUUCACUAAUUUCAAACAAAUCGCUGAUUUCCAUAACACAUCGUUUGGCAGGGUAUUAAUCGAGGGUGUCAAGUACUACGCGGACCAGCCACGGAUGUUGGGCAAAACAUUUCUCAGACUGGAAAGAGAUUUUGACAAACAUGUCGCUUACUGCCGAGAUGAACCAGUAGCACAAGAAUUUCUUCAGACAAAUCCUGAAAUUCGUGAUUAUUUUGAGGAAUUGAGCCAGACUCUUGGAGACGAUAAAAGCGUGUCGGAACAUCUUAAGCUUCCGAUACAACGUAUUAACGACUACCAGCUCCUAUUGAAGGAGCUGGUUAAAUAUUCGACUCGCCUUGGCGAAAACUGCGACGACCUCCAGAAAGCACUGGAGUUGAUGCUCGGUAUCCCUCAUCGAGCAACAGAUAAUAAAUUUAUCAGUAAUAUCGAGGGAUAUAAAGGAAAUAUUCAUAAACUUGGUCGAUUAUUAACACAUGAAUGGUUUACAGUAAUUGACAAAGACGGCAAAACCAAAGAAAGAUAUUUAUUUCUCUUCAAAGCCCGCAUACUUGUGUGUAAAGUAAGGCGUAUUUCCGAAGAUAGAUCAGUUUUCGUAUUAAAAGACAUAAUAAAACUACCAGAAGUUGAAGUAAAAGAUUAUCCAGACGAUCAGCGCACAUUUGAAUUACAUAACCCGGGAGCUGGGUGUUACCCAUUAACUUUAAUAGCUCACAAAGACCUCGUAAAAGCUUACUGGUUGAAGGAAAUCCGUCAGUACUCGAGUGAUUUGUUGGCACUGGCUGAGCACGCGGCUGACGAUCUUCAAUUGAGUGAAGAGAAAGACACUGAGGACAAAGCCCGAAAGCUCGAGGGAACUAAAAUCGAUUUACCACCACAGACUAAGAAGUCCCAGGAAAAGCCGACCAAGAUCCCGGUUAAAGUCGAAGCAAAACCUCCGGAAAAAGAAAAAGUCGCUGAAAAGCGGGAGAGCGUGACCAAAGUUGAGGAGCUAGAGGCUAAGAAAGUUAAAACUGAAGACACUCAAGCCCAAGAAAUGUCUAAAUAUUCUUCAACUCAGUUCAGCGCUUCCUCCAAAGUCGAAGAGUAUUCGUCAGUGUCGAGCAGCCGAAAUGGAUCGACUUCCUAUGUCGAAACUUCCUCGUCAUCGAUGGCUCGCGCAGAAAGACGGGCUUCGUCGUCGGUUUACAGCUCCGAAAAAAUAACAGAGUCUUCUGGAGCCUACGAAACAGCCACUGGUGGAUCCAAUGAGACAAAAAUCUCCAAGCUUGCGCUCUCUGCUACAGAAACCGGCAAGCCGAAGUUCGUUAAAACGAUCGAGGGUAUCAGCGCCGAACACAACAAGCCGUUGGAUGACAAGCUUGCAGACCGUAUAAAAAUUACAUCUACUGAGACAUCAUUCAAACUUGAAAUUACAAAUGUUAUUGUAAGUGAUUCUGGUAUUUAUACGGCACGAGCUGCCAAUGGAGAGGGUAAUGCAACGUGUACCGCUCAACUUGUUGUAGAAAAUCUUACAACAGAAGAGCGCAAAGCUAAAGCUGAAGCAAAAGCUCCUGUCUUUUUAGUUCGCUUAAAAGAUACUGAGCUUUUAGAAAAUACUUAUUUGCGUUUUAUGGUCAAGGUCAAAGGUGAUCCUACUCCAGAUGUCAAAUUCUUCAAAGACGGUAAACUGAUAGAAGCAAAUAAUGCCCGUAUAAAAAUCCAAACCGACCAGGAUAAAUUUAAAUCAGACGGCGGAUUCUACGAACUGGUGAUUCCUGAUGUUCAAAAGCAGGACGGGGGAAAGUACACAUGUACUGCAACAAACCAAUUCGGAGAGGCGUCAUGCGAGGCAACAGUCUCGGUCACCGACGAGAAGACUCUGUUCGCGGGUUUGCCAGAGGGAGCAUUCGAAGCCGGAACAGAGACGCAAUUCCGAUGGCUGCGAGACGGCAAGCCGUUCAACCCAGAAGACCGCUUCAAAGUUCUCUUCGAGGACAAUGAAGACACCUUGGCUUUGGUGUUCCAGCACGUCAAGCCUGAAGACGCAGGACUGUACACGUGCGUAGCUCAGACCUCGACUGGAAACAUCAGCUGCAGCGCGGAGCUGACCGUCCAGGGCAACGUCAAGCAGCUGAUGAAGGACCCUUGCAAGCCGAAGCUGGGCAGCGAGGCCAGGCAGUCAGAAGUGAGCGCUGGUGGCUCGGCAAUGCUUGAUCUUCAAGUCAAAGGCUUCCCCAAGCCAGACAUCAAGUGGAGCAAAGAUGGCAAGGAAAUAAUCGCUGGUGGGCGGAUAAAGUAUCUGUGGGAAGACGAAGAGUCUCUGUCACUGGUCAUCAAGAAUGUCACCGUAGAAGACGCGGGUACUUACACGGUUAUCGCUAAAAAUAAUUUAGGAGAAGACACUACUUACAUCGAGCUAAUUGUCAAGUCCGCGCCGAAGUUUAUAAAAAAACAAACGGACACUUUCGCGUACAUAGAGACUGAUGGAAAAAUGACCGUACAAAUUCAAGCUUCGCCGGCUCCAGAUGUCAAGUGGUACAAGGAUGGCCAGCUGCUAGAGUCAUCUAGCCGCAUCUCGAUGACCCGCGAAGGAGAAUUUUACAGUCUGAUCAUCAAGAAUUGUCGCCUGGAUGACAUCGGGUCCUACUCAGUGGUCGCUAAGAAUGAAAUCAACCAAACUUCUGAGUUCUGGAACUUUGACGUACGCUGCCCACCGAAGAUCAAGAAGAAGUUAGGCGAACCGAGGGUUAUCAAUGAAGGAGAUACUCUGGCUUUGCUGAUUGAAGUUGAAACUCCUCCUCAACCUACUGUAGUUUGGCUGAAAGACGACGUUGUUAUCAAAGCUGACCAUCGGACUGAAAUUAUCAAUGAUGGAGCGACUCAAGGACUGAAAAUCACUGGCUCUGUCGCUAUUGAUGCUGCGACUUACAAAGCUGAGAUUUCUAAUAAAGAUGGAACUACUGUAGAUCAAAUUGGCGUUGAGCAAGAAAUGGUGGACGUGGUCGCCCGAGAAGGCGACUCAGAAGUCAACAUUUCUGUAGAAGUCGCUGGAUUCCCGCGACCGACACUCCAGUGGUUCAUUAAUGAUAUCGAGAUAACAGAAGACAAAACUGAGUUUUCAAAAUCUCAGGAAGGUGAUAUACAUAGCCUGAAGAUAACCGAUGUUAAAACCGAACACUCGGGUCGCUAUACUUGUAAACUCAAGAACCAGUAUGGUAAAAAUGAAAGCAGCGCAGCUCUGACUGUCUACUGCAGACCCAAGUUGUUGAAAAAAUUAGCCGACCAAAAACUUAAUGAGGGAACAACUCUGAAAUUGCAAGUUCAGGUCGCAGGUACUCCAGCUCCUGAUGUCAAGUGGUACAAAGAUGGAAAAGAAGUCUCAGCUGAUGCGAGGAUUAUCAUCACCCGCGAUAGCAAGCGACAAGAGAACUAUGAUCUGACUGUCAACUUGCUCCAAGGAUCCGAUGCGGGUACCUACGAAGUUAGAGCGACCAAUGAGAUGGGAUUCGUUUCAUCUAAAAGCAGAAUCAUUGUUCUAACUAAAGAAGAAAUAGAAGAACUUGAAGGUCCCGAAGGUAAAAUGGAGAAAAUAACUAAAACAAAAUUAGUUAACGGAAAAGACGGUGAUACGAUAACUAUUUCCGUAGAAUCAACAACCGAGCAUGAAGCUAUGAUGACAGGUCCAGACGAGUGUCACACCAUCAGCAAGAUGAAGACUACCAAAGUCGAGUGUCAGGAGCUAAAUACCGAGAUGCCUCAAAUAGAAGAAAUACCUUCGUAUUGUUUUACGCUGAAGGACAAUUCUAAUGGAAUUGUUGAAGAAUUUUCUGAGAAAGAAGAAAAGAAUGAUAAGAAAAAAAUCAAACGCGGAGUGUCCAUUGUUUCGGUGUCUGAUGAUGAUUCUUUUAAAGCGCUCUCAAGAGAUGUCAGCACUGAUGACGUAAAUUGUCAGUAUGAAGUUAAAACAAAUGGCGUGCAUGAAAAUUCAAAGCAUGUGGAAGAAAAAAUAAUUGAAGAAUAUGGAGCGAAUCACGCUAUAAGGUACAAAGAAACAAUUAUUGAGGAGUGUUACGUUGAAAAUGGACACAAUGGAGAAAUCCAAGAUGUUAAAGAAGAAAAAUCUCACAAAGCUGGUAAAUUAUCAAGACAGUCUUCUAAAAUGGAGAGAUUUGAUUCUGUAGAGGUUGAAGAAAAGCAAGAAGUUGUUUUACAAAAUGGCCGACCGCAAAACGCUGAGCUGGGAGAAAGUAAACUGACCAGACAGAAUUCAAAGCUCGAAAGAGUCGAAUCUGUUGAGAAGAAAAUUGUAAUUAAAGAUUUAGAAACUUCUCAGACUCCGGAAGUAAAACAAAGCAAAUUAUCGAAGCAAAAUUCUAAAAUCCAGCGGCUGGAGUCUUUGGAAGAGAAGAAAGCUGUUGUAAAUAAUGGAGAGACUCCUCAGACUCCAGAAGUUACGGAAAAUAAAAUUGUAAGACGAAGCUCUACUCUCGAAAGACUUGAAUCUAUUGAAGAGAAGAAAGUCUACGCUAAAGAAACGGAGACUCCAGAGCCUCCAGUAGACAAACUUUCUCGGCAGAAUUCUAGAAUAAGUCGCGUUAAUUCUUUAGAAUCAAAAUCGGAGAGCGUUUGUCUGUCUAGACAAAGCUCGCAGCGGUCCAAUUCAAUCGUCAAUGGCAAUCACGACGAUGAUGAUGAUGAUGACCUAGAUGACAAAACUCGAGAGCUUUUUGAUCGCAUCAAGCGACAAAGAAGCGUUCUCGAAGAAAUUUUAGACAAAGAAGCUGAUAAAAAAGAUAAAAUUGAAGCUAACGGUUAUGAAGCGGCGCCGUCGAUAGUAAGCUCAGACUUUGAAGAUUGCACAGUAUAUGCGACACAGACGGUAACAUUUACGGUUCAUGGAAAAGGACUGCCUCGUCCUGACGCAAAGUGGUUCAAAGACGGCGAACCCUUGAAGUCUUCGGACAAAGCCAAACCAGGACAAGUCGGGGAGAAGUUUUCUCUCAACUUCACUAAAAUCACUGAAAAAGAAACCGCAUUGUAUCAACUGGUGCUUACCAACAAACUAGGUACCGCCAGCGUUGACGCGUGCAUUGAAGUAGCUCCGGAAAGUGAGCUCCGCAAGCCCAGGUUCAUUGAACCCUUGAAAGACGUCGACGCUGAGAAAAAUGGAGCUGGUACUUUCGAGUGUAAACUUACUGCUGAUCCUAUUCCUGAUAUCGUCUGGUCUCACGAAGGAGAAGAGAUUUCUCCGAAAGACAAAAAAUAUAAAAUGGAACGUACGAAUAAAAAAGUUGAAGAUUCUCUCACAGAGUGUAUCUACACUCUCACUGUCAAUGAUUGUCUUCUUGAAGAUUCGCGUCUGGAGCUUUUGGUACCACCAACAAUUCUUGAAUUUAAAGAAUUGGUCGCAGCGGUAGAAGAAUUAUGCAAAUGGGAAGUACUAAUAAAGUCAAACCCCAAAGCUGAGCUAACCUGGGAAAAAGAUGGAGUUAUUUUAGAUGAUGAAGUUCGCUUUGCGCAGGAAGAUAAUUUCCGAGACAUGAAGUACUACUUGAUAUUAAAAUGCGUUGAAUAUGACGACGCGGGUCCUUACAAACUUACAGCAAAAAAUUAUUUAGGAGAAGAUACUGCAGAGUCAACAUUAGUUCCUUACACUGAGCCACCAGAAUUCAUAUUAGAAAUAACAAACGGCUCAGUACGUCACGACGCGCCAAUAGAGUUCAAAAUUGAAGCUAAAGGAAUCGCAAGACCAAAGAUCCAAUGGCAACUGAACGGCGACGAGAUAAUUGCCGACGAGCGUCAUAUCAUAACGACUAAAAUUGACGGGCAUGUGUACAGUACACUCAGGAUCGAGAAAUUCCAGGAGGUGGACGAGGGUGAGCUAACAUGUGUAGCAGAGAAUCGCGCCGGAAAAGCCAAGUCUCACGCUACUGUGUCGAUGAUCCGUAUACCACCCACGUUUGCUGAACUGCUUCCACGAUCAUUGCAAGUCGAGGAAGGAGCUCCAUUGGUUCUUAAUGUCGACGUUGACGGCAGUCCCUUCCCGAAGGUCACCUGGUUCAAGGAUGGCGAAGUUAUUGAAUCCGACGAUCAUGUUAAAAUUGAAACCCAGCCUAAUGGGUCCACUAGACUUACUAUUGAAAAAUGCAAGCCAACUGAUAGUGGUGCUUAUAAAAUUUUUGCUAAAAAUAAAAUUGGGGAAAGUACUUCUCAGUGUGCAGCUGCUGUUAAACCAACACCACGUAAGCCUUCAUUCUCAAAAUCACUUGAAGAUACAGCAGUAACAGUAGGACAACCAUUAAAACUUGAAGCCCAAGUAGUAGCAUUCCCCAGCCCUGAAGUUCAAUGGUUCAAAGACGGCCUUCCCGUACGUCAAAGCCCAGACAUUGAAUUUAUCAACGAGCCAAACGGUCUGAUGGGCAUCUCAAUCGAGAAAGUAAAACCUGAACACGCGGGUACUUACUCUCUGGUCGUGAAAAACAAAUUAGGCGAGGUAACAGGCAAAGCAGUGGUGACAGUCGAAGCCAAAGAGAAGAAACCCGAGUUCUUGUCGACCUUGCAACCAAUGACAGUAGUCGAAGGCUUCCCAGCGAAGAUGGAGGUAAAGAUUCUCGGCAAACCUCCACCAUUGGUCGCUUGGACUUACAAUGGCGUUGAAAUAGUUCCCGAUGGCACGCAUAUAAAAAUAGUUUCGCAGCCCGACGGUACUCAGGCUCUUUUGAUCGACAAGGUAACCGUCGACGACGCCGGAGAGUACGGAGUCGCAGCGCUGAACACUGUAGGCGAAGAAGAGUGUAAGGGAAUCCUGAACGUCAGCAACAAGUCGAAGACCGACGCUCCUGAGGAGAGACCCAGCUUCGUGGGACCGCUCAGAGACUCUAGUAUUGAGGAAGGCGAACCUUUGGCAUUCAGCGCCUCCUUCGCCGGUAACCCGAUGCCCGACGUCUUCUGGACCAAAGACGGCGAGCCUGUCAAGCCCUCGGAGCGUAUCAUGAUGACUUGUGACGGUAAAAAGGUCGGAGUGACAAUUAACCCGACUACUGCCAAAGAUGCUGGGGUUUAUCGUUGCCGUUUGGUGAAUCCUUCUGGCGAAGACACAUCCAGCGCCAUCGCUACCAUUCGCAAGAUAUUCCAGCGGCCUAACUUCACCCAAAAGUUCACCGACUUGCAGCAAGUGCCCGGCAAUGACGCAAAAUUCGCGGCCAGGAUCACUGGAAUACCCAGACCUGAUAUAUCCUGGUAUUUCAAUGACAAGCCUCUUCCGAAAGACUCUGAUAAAUAUGUUAUAAAACGCGACGGUGAUGCUUGCUCGUUGUUCAUCAAGGAUUGCAGUCCUUCAGACGCUGGAAAAUAUAAAUGUCGCGCUGUUAAUAAAGAUGGUGAUGCUGCUUGUGAAGCUACGCUGACUGUUGCUGAUAGAAUAGACAAGCAACAAAAAGUAGAACCUCCAUCAUUCUUGAAGAGAAUUGGCGACUGUGAAGUCUACAAAGGAAUGACUGCCAAGUUUACAGCAUGCGCUACAGGAAUACCUGACCCUAGUUUCGAGUGGUACCGCAAUGACGAAAGAUUGUGGCCCACUGAUCGUAUAAGGAUGGAUGAAGAAGGUAGCGGGCUGCUGCGGUUAACUAUUUACAAUGUCGAUGAACAUGAUGUAGGAAAAUACAGUCUUAGAAUUAUUAAUCCUCAUGGUGAAGAUACUUGUCAUGCUGAAAUGCGUUAUGACACUUUGGAACCCCGUACAAAGAAGCCUUUAGCCGAUCAAUAUUCAGAAUUCGACAAGUACCGCAAGUCAGGUAUCCCCUUGCCUCUAGCAGACCGUCCAAUAAUCAGCCGAAUGAUGGACCGACACCUGACGCUCUCUUGGAAGCCGUCGAUCCCGAUCGGUCCUCGAGUCCCGGUGACAUACCUAGUAGAAAUGUGUGAGCUUCCAGACGGCGAUUGGUUCACAGCGCGUUCAGGAAUCCGAAGCUGUGUCUGCGACAUCAGAAAUCUAGAACCGUUCCGGGACUAUAAAUUCCGCAUCCGGGUGGAGAAUAAAUACGGAAUCAGCGACCCAUCGCCAUUCGCUCAAACAUACAGGUCUAAACUACUUCCAGACCCGCCAAAGUUCCACCCAUACCUACCUCCAGGGAUCGACUUCCGUCCCGAGACAUCUCCAUAUUUCCCCAAGGACUUCGACAUCGAGCGUCCGCCUCACGACGGGUACGCGCAGAUUCCAAAGUUCCUGCGACAAGAGCACGACACCCAGUACGGCGUAAAGAACCACAACUGCAACCUCUUCUGGUUUGUCUACGGCUACCCGAAGCCCAAGAUGACCUACUACUUCAACAACGAGUUGAUCGAGUCCGGGGGUCGCUACGACCAGAGCUACACCCGCAAUGGCCAAGCGACACUGUUUAUCAACAAGAUGCUGGAGCGCGACGUCGGGAUGUACGAAGCCGUGGCGACCAACGAGCACGGAGAAGCGCGCCAACGCGUCAGGCUGGAGAUAGCCGAGUACCCGACGUUCAUCCAGCGCCCUGAAGAGUCCUACAUAAUGCUGAGACGCAACGGACACAUCCAAGCCCGGGUAACCGGCGUUCCGUUCCCAGAACUCAAGUGGUACAAGGACUGGAAGCCCCUGGCGCCGACAGCUCGCAUCAAGAUCGACUACUUCGAGCCCGACACUUCCGUCCUCACGAUAAACGACGCGAUAAUAAAGGACGAGGGUCUCUACUCCAUCAGCGCCAGGAACGUCGCUGGCUCCGUCUCCUGCUCGGUGAUGAUCCACAUUGAGGAGAACGAACACGAGUACGGCUACCGCACCUACACUCGCAGCUCCGAUGUUAGAGCCAAGAGCAAACCCUUCGACGAGUUCUAUGACCUGGGUGAUGAACUGGGCCGUGGAACUCAAGGAGUCACCUAUCACGCGGUAGAGAGAUCCACUGGACGCAAUUACGCGGCUAAGUUGAUGCACGGCAGAGGCGAGUUGAAGCCCAUCAUGCUCGGCGAGAUGUACGCGAUGAACCACCUGAACCACCGGAGACUCAUCCGGCUCCACGACGCCUACGAAACCGACGGGUCCUUCAAUCUCGUGAUGGAACUCGGCGCCGGAGGAGAAUUAGUCGACACUUUGACUCGCAAUCCCUUCUACAGCGAGUACGAAAUCUCUCACUACAUCAGACAAAUUCUAGAAGGGCUGGAGUACAUGCACAACGAGAGCUGGGCUCACUUGAGUCUCACCCUCGGCGAUUUGCUGAUUUCUCAUCCGGGAGGUGACAGUUUAAAAAUAUCAGACUUUGGUCUCGCAAGAAGAAUUUCUUACAACCGGUUGAUGACACUCGUUUACGGAAUGCCGGAGUAUGUCGCUCCGGAGGUCGUUAACAAUGAAGGAGUUACUUAUGCAGCGGAUAUGUGGUCUCUGGGUAUCAUCACUCACAUCCUCUUGUCCGGCAUUUCUCCGUUCCGCGGCGCUAAUGACAGAGAAACGCUGACUAAAAUUAAAAACGGAGUUUGGGACUUUGACGAGCGAUGGUGGCAACAUAUUUCUAUAGAAGCUCGGGACUUUAUUCGCAAGCUCCUGGUUUACCAAAUUGACGAGCGUAUGGACGUAACUGCGGCUCUGCGCCACCCUUGGUUGAAUAUGACCGACAGGAUUCCCGCUGAGCCCUACAAAAUUCCCUCGGAGAAUCUCAAGAAUUACUACACCUUGUACAGAGACUGGUACAGCAACGCUUCCUGUCGCACGUGGUACCGCAGACGGAAACUGAGCAGUGCCUUCGAGCAUCCCUCAAGGAUGAUUUACCCACCAGGUCACCGGUACACUCCUGAGCCCGAGGAGAGACCUGCUACUCCCAAGCGCGAAAAACGCGAGCCACAAACCUGGGAAAACAAAAUUCCUUCUCGCGUGCCAAUUGACACUGAGAUAGGUUUGAUUAAAAAUGAGAGCCACUAUCAAAAUGGUCCUGAUACAUAUCUCCUGCAGUUACGUGACACAGAUUUUCCUGUACGGCUCAGGGAGUACAUGAAGGUCGCUCAUAACCGCGGCUCAGCCUUUGCAAGAGUAUUUGAUGAUGAUGGCUACGAUUGGAGAACUCCGAUAAUUCGCGAGCGCAGAAAAUUCACCGAUGUGAUGGACGAGGAAAUUGAUGAUGAGCGCAAAGCGAGGAUUAAUAACUACGGCGCUGCUGAUUGCUAUACCAUGAGACGUCUGAAGCACGAACUAGGAACCAGGCUGGACUCUUACGCCGAAGCCGAGGCGAUGAUGGAGACCAAAAAAGGCGGACACUUGCCGUUUUUCCGCGAAAAGCCGCAAAUUUUGAAGAUUCAAUGUGGAAAAUGCGCUCAGCUGACCUGUCUGGCGGUCGGAAAUCCCAAACCUGCGGUCCAGUGGUUCAAAAAUGACCUGGUGAUCCAGGAAGGCAAGCGCAUUGCUAUAAUUGAGGACACUGACGGCAGAUCAAUCUUGAGUUUCAGCCCCGCGAGGGAGCAAGACAUCGGAAUUUACAAAGUUGUCGCGAGGAAUAAUGUCGGGCAGACUGUUGCAAGAACUCGCAUUGUUCUUGCAACUGAACCAAGCAUACCUCAAGCUCCUGAAGUUUGCAAUGUGUCGGACACGGAGGUUCUGCUGCGCUGGCAGCCGCCGAAGUACGACGGAAACUCGGAAGUUCUUUGCUACAAUUUGCAAUACAAAGCUGGAGAUUCUGUCGACUGGAUUGAUGUUGCUAGUAAUAUUGAUCACGAGUUUUACUUGGUGAAGGACUUGCAGCCGAAUACUAGCUACCACUUCCGUCUGGCCGCGAGAAAUCGCAUCGGGUGGAGCGAGCACGGCUUCGAGACAAAUCUGGUCCAAACCAAGACUGAGGGAGCGCAGAAAGUUCCAAUAAGCCGCGCGAUGAAGCACCUACAGUACUUGACCGAGUCAGGUCAUGAAAUAAUCACUGAUGAAGACAAACCCAAGAUAAACUACGACGUGGAAGAUGAACCUAUUGAGUGGACAAUUGACGCCCAAUUUACUGGCCGCUACACCUUUAUUUCAGAAGUUUUCCGUGGCCAGUUUUCAAUAGUCGUUAAAGGAGCUGAGAAAGAAACUGACAAGAUGGUGGUUGCUAAAAUUCUAGAUGCUAGUCCGGAGAGGAAAGAACUAGUUGGUGAGGAGUUCCAGGUCCUGAGAUCGCUUAGACACGAGAGAAUAGCUCUGCUGGACGCGGCUUACUGGGCAGCUGGCUCUCCGGUCGCCGUUUUUAUCAUGGAAAAAUUACAGGGCUCAGAUGUGCUGACUUAUUUGGCCAGCAGGCCUGAAUAUUCGGAAAAUUGUGUAGCUACGAUUAUCACUGAAGUUCUUGACGCUUUGCAAUACUUACACUGGCGCGGAUUCGCGCAUCUGGAUAUACAGCCUGACAAUGUUGUCAUGGCCUCUCUCAGGUCCGCGCAUAUUAAAUUAGUCGACUUUGGCUCUGCGCACAAAGUUUCUAAACUUGGCACUGAGGUACCUCAAAAUUUGGGACACCUGGAGUACAGGGCUCCUGAAGUACUCAAUGAAGAGCUGACUUAUCCCCAGGCAGACAUCUGGGGUGUCGCUGUUCUUACCUACGUACUUCUUUCUGGAAGAUCUCCAUUCAAAGGCAAUGAUGAUCAUGAAACCAUACAGAAUAUUUCAUUUGUUAGGUACAGGUUUGAGUAUUUGUUCAAAGAAAUUAGUCAAGAAGCCACGAGCAAAAGACCUACAGCCGAAGAAUGUCAUGAACACAGAUGGUUACUACCCACUGAAUUUAUGAUCAGAAAACGGGAACGUGCAAUAUUCCCAGGUAGCAGAUUGAAAACUUACAACGAAGAGUACCAUGAAGAAAAAGCUAAGUCAUUUGAUGGACACGAGUCUGUUAAAUUUACUAGCAAAAAAAAAUUGUUUCAAAAGUCUAGUUUCAUUUUAAAAUUGGAAAAAUAA